AUGUUAGUGUUGGACUUACACAAAUAUGAUGUCAUAUUUGGUAUGGAUUGGUUGAACAAAUAUGGAGUCGUUAUCAACUACAAGCACAAGAAGGUGGUAUUCACUCAGGUAGGCGAGCAACUGUUCGAAUUCAAGGGCACGCCCCGAAAAAAGAAGUGGCCAAUGAUCUCAGCACUGAAGGUGAGAAGGAUGCUUGAUAAUGGAUGGAUUGGAUACCUAGCAAAUAUUGUGGACAAGGAGAUGGAGACAAAGCUGAAAUCGUCUGACGUAUUGGUGGUAUGCAAAUUCCCUGAAGUAUUUCCAGAAUAUCUUCCAAGGAUACCACCAGAUCGAGAAGUGGUGCUCGAAAUAGAGCUAAUUUCAGGAAUGGCACCAAUCUCAAAAGCAUUGUAUUGA
This is a messenger RNA of Humulus lupulus (European hop), 396 nucleotides long. RefSeq lists its product as uncharacterized. The transcript has a single exon. NCBI's taxonomy places the organism in Eukaryota, Viridiplantae, Streptophyta, Magnoliopsida, Rosales, Cannabaceae. The record is from RefSeq and is a predicted model, not a curated record. Bases 1 to 396 code for a protein of 131 amino acids.